Messenger RNA from Talaromyces atroroseus, 1242 nucleotides. RefSeq lists its product as hypothetical. Lineage: Eukaryota; Fungi; Ascomycota; Eurotiomycetes; Eurotiales; Trichocomaceae. The transcript is spliced from 3 exons. Bases 1 to 1242 code for a protein of 413 amino acids. The record is from RefSeq and is a predicted model, not a curated record.
AUGGCAACUUCCGCUAUCGACAGCAUUCUUCAGAAUGCAUAUGAAAACGGUAUUAUCCCUGGUGCAGUUGUUCUUGCGGCGACCAAAGACAAGGGGGUGGUCUAUUCCAAAUCCUUGGGACUACGGUCUUUCGAAAAAGGCUCGAAAUCAGAACCCUUGCAAAUCGACGACAUAAUGGGACUAUACAGCGCGUCUAAGCUGAUUACUGGAAUUGCUGCGCUUCAAAUUUCUGAAAGGGGUCUCGUGGAUCUGGACGAAGAUGUCGCCAAAAUCCUUCCUGAACUUGCAUGUCUCAAAGUGCUGACAGGAAUGGAUGAUCACGGAAAGCCGAUUAUGGAAGAACGAUCGGCGAAGAUCACUUUAAGACAAUUGAUUUCACAUUCUGGUGGUGUUACUUAUGACUUCUUGACACCUCUCCUUAUGAGAUACAAUGAGUCUCAAGGCCUAGAUCCGAUCCGUGCAUGGACAACCACAGUUGAAAGCUUCUCCUGCCCACUUGUCGCCCAACCAGGUACAGCGUGGAAGUACGGUACAGGUUUUGAAUGGGCUGGGUAUCUGGUUUCGCAUUUAACGGGAAUGAGCCUUGAAGAGUACACUAAGCAGAAUAUUGCCGCACCUCUUGGAAUCGACGAUAUGACAUAUUUUCCAAGGAAGAAUGAAAGUUUGAGAUCCCGAAUGGUUUCAGUGACACGCCGAGAUCCAAACGUCGAAGACGGUAAGGGAAAAGUAAUUCUCGAUACACAUCCAGAUAUACUGGGCGCUGUGCAGGAGGAGCUUGGGGGCGUGGGACUAUACACAUCGAUGAAUUCAUACAUGAAGGUCUUGUGCAGCCUACUCGCCGAUGAUGAGAAGCUCCUGAAAAAGGAAACAACUGCCAAGAUGUUCCAACCUCAACUCACACCGGCUGCACAGAGAUCCUUGCAAAGUAACUUCGAUCACAUUGCCAAGGGAGAGGAAGUAGGUGUGCCACCGUAUGUAGGCACAUUUCCGCAAGUCAGGUAUGACUUUGGGCUGGGAGGCAUGCUCAGCAUGGAAGAUAUCGAUUCCGGAUCCUUGAAAUGGAGGAGGAAGGGAUACUUCUUCUGGAGUGGGAUGCCAAACAUUUUUUGGUUCGUCGACCGCGCGGCCGGUGUUUGUGCCAUUUUUGGGACUCAAGUUAUGCCGAAUGCCGAUGAACAGAUCCGCAAGGUGAUCAAUAUGGUUGAAAAAGAAGUGUACGCCAAAUUUGCUUUACAAGCGUGA